CGAAUGAUCCUUUCAUGUUUCGUCUCUGGUCAGAUUUUAAGCUCAGAUGUUGAUUUCUUAGUUAUUUAGGAGGGUAAAAUGUUCGUGGAGAAACCCAAGGAAGAAGUAUACGAUGUUAUUAUCAAUAAACGUGUUUUGGUUCUUGUAUCUAUGGAUUUAGAUUCCCUAUGUGCUUGUAAGAUUCUUCAGUGGCUGUUUAAAUGUGAUAAUGUCCAGUACACUAUUGUCCCUGUUAGUGGCAAAGAGGAUCUGGUGAGAGCUUAUCAUGAACACUUUGAACAGUUGAAGCAUAUAUUUUUGAUAAACUGCGGUGCAAAUUUGAACAUUCUGGAGAUGCUGGAACCAGAGGAAGAUGUCAUGUUCUUCAUUGCUGACAGUCAUAGGCCCAUUGAUUUGGACAACAUUUAUAACCAGGAUCAGGUUAAGUUACUAAUGAAGGAAGGGGAACACCUCACAGUCCCUGACUUUGAUGACAUUUAUGCUGACUCAGAGGAUGAAUUUGGAGACUCAGAUAGUGAUGAAUCAGAACCCUUCUCCAAAAGAAGAAGAACAGGAGAGGGGGACUCUCCAGUUUCAAAGCGAAUGUCAAAAAGACAAUGGCACCAAAACAGACAAGAGAUUCUUUAUCAGUAUUAUGCCUAUGCCUUCCAUGGAAGUUCAGCAUCCUUGGUCAUGUAUGAAUUGGCUUGGAAGAUGAGUAAAGACAGUAAUGACUUGCUAUGGUGGGCAGCGAUUGGACUGACUCAUCAAUAUCUAUACGAAAAAAUUGAUAGACUGCGACUGUCAUUAUACAGACAUUGGUCUCUAUUUGACAGCAUCUGUAACUCUCGCUAUACAGCCUGCAGGUUCAGGGUGUGGACGAUGAAGGGAAAAAAGAAACUUAAUGAAUUUCUUGCUGAUAUGGGAAUCCCUCUUGUUCAAAGUAAGCAAAAAUUUUACAGCAUGGAUUUUGAUUUGAGGAACAACUUAAAAGGAUGGGUUGAAACAUCUGCUGACAAAUUUGGGCUGGAUGAAAUGUCUUACGGAACAUUCCACGUUCAGUAUGGCUUCAAAAAUAAGCUUUGCGCAAGCGAUGUUGUUUAUGCCGUUAAUGCUCUUUUGGAGGCUCCGGACACGGAUGGCAUGAGCAAAUGGGACCACUUCUUAGAGGCGCUAGAUGCUUUGUCCAGAUCUAAUACUGAAAAACUUCAAGAGGGCAUCAAGUUGGGCAAGAAGCAAUUGAUUGCUGUCGUGGAGCAAGUUCGAUCAUUGAUCGACAUGCAUCAAGUAAUGUGUGCAGGUCACUUUCUAUAUUCACAUCUCAGAGAGGGUAUACCGGACCUGAACUUGUUCAGUAAGCCAGCCGUCCUAGGGGCCUUAGCUCGGUUUAUCCUCAACGCCUAUGUUGUGAUGUCUAAAAACAAGAAAGCAGCAGCUCUGCCUUUCGUUUUAGCAGCUCCCUUGGACACAGAGAAAGGGACUUGCCUCCUAGUUGGCGUGCCUCCGAUCGCUGAUGAUUCAGGCAAAAAUUUCUUGGGAAAAGCUUUUGAAAUGGCUGCGAGCAAAACAAAGUCUAGAACAAUUCACGACCACUUUGAUCCAGCAGUGAUCGAAAUGAAGAGUGAAGACCGUGGAAAGUUCUUCGAUGCCCUCUCGGCUCUUUUAAUACCAAAAUAAAACUAAUUUUUCAGUCCUUGUUUAUCUUUAUCCCAUUUUUCGUAAAAACUUUAUAUUCUGUUUGAAUUUGAAAGUCUUUGACAUACUUGCGGCAAAUGCCUGCUGUCUUGCUCACUCAUGAAGUGGGUAAUCCACCUGAGCUGGACUCUUAAGAGUGUAGGAUGGUAAAGCGUUAAUGUGUACAUUAACCUUAGAACUUAGUGCGUCAGUGUAGAUAAAUCAUUUUGAUUAAGCAGCGUGGCCAGAAUAAACGCGAGUGAUAUAGGCGAAUCGUGCACUUUUCAAGUUAGUGUUAAUAACCAGAACAGAGGAAAAUGGUGUAAGGAGACCAUGAGACCUCAAAGGUAAAGCGAGCAAAUUUCCGAAGCGCGGGAAAAUGCAAGAGACCAAGUUGUGAGAGGUCUCAGGUUUGCAUCUGAUUGGUUGAGAGUGUGGCGCAAAUUUUCGGGAUCAAUUUCAGACAGGAGUGCAACCUCGUUCCCAGGGUCUAUCAUCUUCCCACCCCCUGGAGGGAGUGAGGAGGGCGGGAAGAUGAGAGACCCUGGGAACGAGGUUGACAUUAGAGAAGUAGAACUAAAGCAAUCUCGGACUACUUGCGACUCCAUUUGAAGCUUGCUGCAUAACAAUGUCUUCGAUAGUAUUCCUCGGUGCUCUGGGAGACCUUGGUCCAGGCUCUUUCGCAUGUUCAGCACUCCAUGUUUACCCAUGAUAAAUACAUGGUUUUGUACAUAGUAGAAGAAAGUUUGUUUGCGUCAGUCUUUGAUGCAGUGAUAACUUAUAUGAUUGAAUGUCCCUUCACUUUAUCUUCUGUACAAUUAGUUUUCCAAAAAAGAUUGAAUUAAAGGUGUAUGGUGCGACAACCAACU
Stylophora pistillata is the source of this 2522-nucleotide messenger RNA. Its product is annotated as cell division control protein 45 homolog. Lineage: Eukaryota; Metazoa; Cnidaria; Anthozoa; Scleractinia; Pocilloporidae. Gene Ontology annotation, cellular component: DNA replication preinitiation complex. The record is from RefSeq and is a predicted model, not a curated record. Gene Ontology annotation, molecular function: chromatin binding; DNA replication origin binding; single-stranded DNA binding. Gene Ontology annotation, biological process: mitotic DNA replication preinitiation complex assembly; DNA replication initiation; double-strand break repair via break-induced replication.